UGGUGGAGAGAGAUCAAAGAAUGAAGGUGAGUGUGGAGAUAAUAACGGGAACGUUCAUAGAUACGGACGUGAGUGAGGAUGCGACGGUCAAGGAGUUGAAGGAGAAGGUCUCCGCUGAGGUGAAAUUACCGGUGACGCGUUUGAUUCUUGUGAUAGGAGAUGAAGGGGAGAGAAGGAUGGUGAUGGAGGAUGAAGAUGAAACGAGGUUAAGAGAUUUGGAAAUGGGAGAAUGGUCUCACAUGUAUUUGUUCUUUAAGCAUCCUGAUUUGGUUUCUGAGGAAGAGAAGAGAUCUAACGGAGGAGGAGAAGAUGAUGAUCCUAUGGAGGAGGUGUCUUCGGACGCAGAGAGUAGAAGAAGAAAUGAAGAAGAGAAUAUAAACGGGGAGGAGGAGGAUGACAAGGAGAUGAAAAGUGAAGAAGAAGAAGAAGGUAGAGAUGAGAAAGUUGAAGAUGAAAAAGAAGAAGAGAAGGAGGAGAAUGGAGACAAAGCAAAGGACGAUAAUGGUGUUAAAGAGGAAGCAAUAGAGGGUGAAGGAGAUAACAAAGAGAGGAAAGAUAGAGUUUCUUGA
Molecule: messenger RNA, 569 nt
Organism: Camelina sativa (false flax)
Lineage: Eukaryota; Viridiplantae; Streptophyta; Magnoliopsida; Brassicales; Brassicaceae
Biological process (GO): proteasome-mediated ubiquitin-dependent protein catabolic process
Cellular component (GO): nucleoplasm; cytosol
Molecular function (GO): polyubiquitin modification-dependent protein binding; ubiquitin binding; proteasome binding
Source: RefSeq, a predicted model, not a curated record